GCAAAACUUGUAGCCCACCUGCACAGAUGACAGAUGGAAAGAUAUUAUGUCGACUGGCUGUCGAUUGUGAGAGACCAGGGGGGAGAGCUGACUGUACAGACCUCGCCCAACAGCUUCUUUUCAGUGAGGAUACAGAGGGAGCAGAACAUAACCAGAAAGGCCAAGAGAACUGCCGUUCAACACCAGUCUCUAUCUGCCCCAAUGGCCACUCUCCUCGUGAAAUAAAUCCCUGUUGGGAAGCAGACACCUCCAGCAGAGACAAAUGUGGGCCUGAUACGAACACCACUUCACCUUUAGAUGUCUCUGGGAACUAUAUUUUGUUUAGUCCCACUCAACUGGCAGAAGCGAGGAAGAGGGCAGAGCUCCAGCGGUCAUCACAGAAUCAUUCAGUUUCUGUGCUCACUGUCCCUGCUGGCUUAGAUCUUAGUACACACACUGACUCUUUCACUCAGAAAGGCAUUGCCAUGUGUGCCCCUGUUGAGCAAGCUGAAAAGCUGUUGCUAUCCAGCUGGAAUUUACCUAAACCAGUCCUGAAUCGGUACCAGAAAUAUGGAGUGACACAUAUGUUUGAAUGGCAGGCUCAGUGCCUCACUGUCGGACAGGUGCUGCUGGGACGUAACCUGGUCUAUUCAGCCCCCACCAGUGCUGGAAAGACUCUGGUGUCAGAGCUACUGAUACUGAAACGUGUGUUAGAGACCAAGAGGAAGGCUCUUUUCAUCCUGCCAUUUGUCUCUGUUGCCAAGGAAAAGAUGCACUACCUGCAAAGUGUGUUUGAAGAGGCAGGAGUUCGAGUAGAAGGAUAUAUGGGCAGCAUCAUGGCUCCAGGAGGGUUCACUUCUCUGGAUGUGGCUGUGUGCACAAUAGAGAAGGCUAACUCUCUCAUCAAUAGGCUCAUAGAAGAGGAGACUAUAGACCUACUAGGUAUUGUGGUGGUGGAUGAGCUGCAUAUGGUUAGAGAUUCUGGAAGAGGAUAUCUUCUGGAGCUGCUUCUUACCAAAAUCCGCUAUAUCGCCCAGAAGCAGAGCAACACAAGACCACUUUCUGAGGGUGCACAAAUAAUAGGUAUGAGUGCCACUUUGCCUAACCUUUCCCUCCUUGCUGACUGGCUGGAUGCAGAGCUCUACCAAACAGACUACAGACCUGUACCCCUGCAGGAAUAUCUCAAGGUGGGCUGUAACGUCUAUGACAACUGCCUUUCUCUGGUUCGGAAGUUCACACCUGCACUUAAUAUUAAGGGAGAUGAUGACCACAUAGUGAGUUUGUGCUAUGAGACGGUGAGAGAGGGCCACUCUGUGCUGCUGUUCUGCCCGUCAAAGAACUGGUGCGAGAAACUAGCAGACGGCAUCGCUAGAGCAUUCUACAACCUCGGACACACUGAGCGAAAGAGUGAGACAGAGCCACACGCAGUGCAUUUGGACCAGGAGGGUCUGGUGGAUGUGGUAGCCCAGUUGAGACGUACUCCAGCAGGGCUGGACCCCACCCUGCAACGCACUGUACCCUGGGGGGUGGCCUUCCACCACGCUGGCCUGACUUUUGAUGAGCGUGACGUGUUGGAGGGAGCAUUCCGUCAGGGCAUGAUCAAGGUGCUGGCUGCGACCUCAACCCUCUCAUCAGGAGUUAAUCUUCCAGCCCGUAGGGUUAUCAUUCGUACCCCUGUUUUCAAUGGACGCCUGUUGGACCCUCUCACAUACAAACAGAUGGCUGGACGAGCAGGACGAAAGGGCGUUGACACCACAGGGGAAAGUGUGCUGGUGUGUAAGGAGGCAGAACGUCACAAGGGUAUUAAUCUCCUUCAGGGUACUCUUCCUUCAAUCAGCAGCUGUCUGAUGAAUAGGGGGGGAGAAGGUGUGACCACUAGCAUGCUGCGAGCCAUCCUUGAGAUCAUUGUUGGAGGUGUAGCCAGCACUCCACAGGAUGUGAGAUUGUAUGCUUCAUGCACACUAUUGGCUGCCAGCAUGAAAUGUGGCCAUGAGCCAUCCAAAGCAGGUGUGAGACUGGGGCCUGAAGCAGAAACCUCCACAGGGGGCAUUGAGGCCAGUGUGAAGUGGUUGAUGGAGAAUGAAUUUAUCAAUGUCAAGAAGGAGGGAGAAGAGGAGCAGUACUGCCCUACCCAUCUGGGUGCUGCCACCCUUUCCUCCUCCCUCUCCCCCCCUGAAGCAUUGGGAAUAUUUGCUGAUCUCCAGCGGGCUAUGAAGGGCUUCGUAUUGGAGAAUGACUUGCAUAUACUUUACCUGAUCACACCAGUAUACACCGAGUGGACCACAAUAGAUUGGCACCAGUUCUUCUUUUUGUGGGAGCAGCUGCCAUCCUCUAUGAAGAGAGUGGCAGAGCUGGUGGGAGUUCAGGAAGGCUUCCUCGUUCGCUCCGUCAGUGGCCAACUUAUUACCAAGACUGAGAAGCAGCAUAGACAGAUGGCUAUUCAUAAACGGUUUUUCACCACUCUUGUACUCCAGGAUCUGGUAAAUGAGGAGCCUUUGACGGUGGUAGCCUCCAAAUAUAACUGCAGUCGUGGGCAGUUACAGUCUUUACAACAGUCUGCCUCUACAUAUGCAGGUAUGGUGACAGUGUUCUGUAAGCGUCUGGGCUGGAACAACAUGGAACUGCUGUUGUCUCAAUACCAGACCAGGCUAAGCUUUGGAGUCCAGCGGGAGCUUGUCGACCUAGUCAGGGUGUCUCUCUUAAAUGCAACGCGAGCAAGAGUACUCUAUGCACAAGGUCUCUGUACUGUGGCUGAACUAGCCAGGGCUACUGUAUCUGAGGUGGAGAAGGCCCUGAGGAAAGCUGUCCCCUUCAAGAGCUCUAAACGUGCGGUGGAUGAGAGUGAGGUGGAAGCAGCUGAGCGACGGAGCCUGAGAUGUGUCUGGGUCAAUGAAGGUCGCGCCCUGACUGAACGAGAAGCAGCCAGUGAGAUAGUGUCUGAAGCCAGGCUUCUCCUCCAGGAAGACCUGGCCCAAUUAGGAGUGCAGUGGGACCCAAAGACACUCCCUGAUGGGACCUCCUCCAAUAACAACUGUGAAGACAAUUGUAACAGACGCUCGGAUCCCGCUUGUGGGUCAUCUAACAACUCACAUGAAAUGCAAAGACACAUCUCUGGAAACCAAAACAAUCCUGGCCAGUUCAAUAAAAAAGUAGACAGAUAUAUUGAGCAGCUUAAAGGUGGUGUUCGGGAGGAACAGGCUGAUAGGGAAACUGGGAAUAGAAAAGUAGUCAGUCAUCAAGAAGCCAAGAAAGAGCAAGGAAAGAGAGAGCUUGAAGAGAGAGGUGUAAAAUUAGAUCAGCAGAAUCAGCCAAGGAAGGAUAGGGGUGGGACGGUAAGAGGUCAGUUCAGUAAAGAGAGGCCAGGGGAGAGGGGGACAGAGGCCAACCUGAAAAAUAAGAGAAGUCAAAGGCCGCCCACAGCAAGUGAUGAUGAAUAUUCAGAUGAGAAAGAAAGGACAGAAAGGAUGAAGAGAUUAGGACAAGGAGAGAAUAAAACCAAACAAAUGGAUGAGCAGGAAGAGGGGAGGAGAAAUGAAAAGAUGCUCUCAGCCAGGCAACAGGGCCAUGAAGAAAUUCCUUCUGUUUUUGAAAGAGGCCUGACACAGGAAUUUGCCAAAAUACUAUCCAGCCAACUGUCUCAACCUCAGACUCUUCCUCAACCCUCAUCUUCUCCUAUGCUCCCUCCCCGGUUCAGAGUCCCGAUAUCCCGGGCAGAGGAAUUGAACGCUGUUUCCAGCAGGACACUAAAUGACACCUCAGGGCCCAGUGCAUCCCCCGUGCAGCCAGGCAAGGUUAAACACUCCAGAGUGCUCAGCAAAGUACUCCAAUCCAUUCAAUCUGAGAAAAGUUGGCAAGAAAAGUUAGCAAAUGUGCAGACAUCAGCACCGUCGCUUCCUGCAGUAGUUGCCGUAACUGCAGCUCCAGCCUCCCACUUGGCCCCUUGGGUGUCUACCACUUCUCCUGCUCCCGCUCAAGCUCUAGGCGCUCUGCCCACCUUACCCGUUACCCAAAACACAGAUGCAUCACUGCUUUCACUCCCAUGUUCUCAACCCCCAUCUCCUGUCCCAGCUCCCUCAUUCUCUCCCGAUGCCAAGCGACAAAGGACAGAAGGACUGGAAGUGGAUAAGUUUUCAUCUCCCGAACUGUUUAUAGGAGAGUGGGACAAAGAGGGAAAUAGUCAAGAGGAGGAAUGUUUUGAUGACAGCUUUGAAUUGGACACUCAGACAGAGAGAAUCAUUGCAGGCAAACACAGAGAUGGGAACAAUGGGGGUAUAGAUGAAUGGAGGGUGGAAGAGAUGAGAGAGGAGGGAAUAGGAGAAGCCUAUAUAGAGCUGCAGGAUGGUACAUACAGUGAAGGAAACAGGCCAGUAUCAGAGGAUGAAACGGGAAAUCUGACAAAAUGUGAUGCCACGAAAAUUCAACACAGCAAACACAACCACCAGCACACCUGUGUCUCCCCAGACAACACUUGUCCCAGAUUCAGCAUUUCUCUCACAGACAGCCAGAUGGAGCUUAUCCUGAACAGCAGCCAAGAGAUCUCUCCUAGACCAGGUGGUAAUGUCGGUGACGAUAAAGAAGAUGUUCACGACAACGAGGCUGUAGGUACACCAGAACCCAAUCAAGUCACUUCUGAGAGUCCAAACAGGAGCAGUAGUUUCCUGUUUGAUAGCCUGUAUGACCACUCCCUAUUGGAUUCUGUGAGCACAGACCAGGAUCCUGAACACUCGGACAAAGAGGGUUUGGUUAACCACGACAUUAGAGAUGAACAACACCCCCAGUUACCUCGGGACAGACAUUGCAGUGAGCUACCAGCUAACCAGGCGGAGGAGGAGCAGGAGGCUGUCCAAUGGGGCGAGUCCUUCUGUAAUCUAUCAGAAUGGGGUGACUCAUUGUUGGUCGAUGAGCACUUUCUGGCGAGGCAAAGCUUGCUCAGACAAGCAGAGAGAUCGAAAAAUGAACAAGAUCUCAACAGGGGGGAAGUCCAUCAACCCAGAACAGACUAUAUUCCGACAAACCAACAGGUAUCAUCUUGCCAACCAAAACCCAGUCACACAGAACCAGCAAGAUUCAUCCAUUCCUCCAUCAAGUUGCCAAAGCAAUACCACAGGGACAAUGAUGACCAAGGCAACACAAACAAAGUGAAACUAACCAAUGAUGCACCAAAUAACAUUGAAGGAGUAAAUGUCAGCUCUGAGAAGGGAAGAAACGGCACAGAGAGAAAAAAUGAGAUGGAAAUAAAGAUGGUUAGAGAGGGGGACAGUGAAAAAGAAGUAGGAAAAGCAAGUAAGGAAGCGAGGGGAGAGAAAGACGAAAGAAAUCUUAUGUUGAAUAUGGAAAAAUAUUCACACUUCCAAAACACAUGCUGGAGUCCAGUCCAGUGCAGCCCUGGACUACAAGACAUCUUUGACCGUUGGCCUAGCAUAUCUGACCAACCCUCACAAGACAUUAUUCAGAGCAAUUCAUUUGCUCACACAAAUACGGCUGCUGGAAAGAAAAACCAAAUGGAUAUCAGCGAAACACUUAAGUCUUUGGUGCAAGAGUGUGAAAAGGUGGCACAACGGGUCAUACACUCUACUUCUGAUGAGGUUUGCUCUAGAGAGAAACAACCUUUAAGACAAGAGACUGGGGGAGACAACAGCCAAGAGACAGAGGGGGAGAGACCAGGUUCUGCUAAUGACCUUAUUCCUCCUACGCAGGAAACGGCGCCUGUGACCCCUAGAGUCAAACGAACUAUUUCUUCUAUUCAGUCACUUGUCAGUGCCCAGCCACUCAACCAAUCAAUUCCAACCACCCUCCCCGCUGGUCAAUCAGUGGCAUCAAAAUGUCCAAAGCCCCGCCCAGAGUCCAGCAACCAUCUUAAACCCACUCAUUUGUCUUACUCGAUUGCUGAUAUGGAGGAGCCUACAUUUGCACUGGAUCUUAAUGACAAACUCAAGCUGAGGCAGAAACAAAAUACUUCACCAAAGUCCAAGUCACACUCAAAACCAAAAUCUGACUAUAUUUCACAUUCUGACAAACUCGUGCCACGCGCUGACUUAAUUCCCAGUACGGCCCGAGAUGACGCCCCUCCAUUGUCCCCUCUGCCACAGCCUCUCUCUGAUCUAGACUCCUCUCUGACUGAUAAUGUCUUCACCCUACGGCUAUCCCAAAAUUCAUCCCUCUCGCCCAGAAGCUCUGGGACAUUUUCCAUUAUAGAUGUGGCAAGUGACAGGCGUCUCUUCACCACUUUCAUUAACGAGUGGAAAACAAAGGAGAGAUAUUCUCUGGCUCUGGCCUGUGGGAGGCGAGAACAGAGAACAUGGCUGGAGGAGAGAAUAGGAGAGAAACACAGGAGAGCAUCAGCAGCUGGCCAGAGGCUCUCUAGGGAUGAUGGCUUUCCAGUGAGGGGCAGUGAAGAUCUGAACCUGAUUGGACUGUCUGUUUGUUGGGAAGCAAGAGAUGCGUACUACAUAUCCCUGCAACAUGAACAGAGUACAGGUUUGACCUCAAGUCUGGACCCUCCUCCGCUGGACACUGACUUGCCAGUCAGUGAGAGGCUGGAACAGGUCAAGGCCUGUCUGGGACGGCCAAUCGAUGGUCAGGCAGGUAGCGUGGUUAUUGCAUAUGACAUCAUUCAAGUGUACAAGAUACUUGUGCUGAGCUGUGGCAUCAGCCUGGAAGGAAGCUGCGAGGACCCCAAGGUAGCAUGCUGGCUGGUGGACCCUGGCAGCGAGGAGAGAACCAUGGCCAACAUGGUGGCCAUCUACUGCCCUGAAGAACUGCCUCUAGUGGACAGCUUGGGAGGACCGAAAUACACACACACUCAUUGUCCUCGUGUUAGUGCAGCCACCGAGAGCGUGCUAGUACACACUACCAUGAGCCAUCUCACUGCCCUGCUGGAGAAAGAUUCAAUGCUUGAUUUAUUCAGGCAGGUGGAGAUGCCCUCUCAGAUAUGUUUGGCUCUGCUGGAGUUGAAUGGAGUGGGCUUCAGUGUGGAAGAAUGUGAGAGACAGAAACAUGUGAUGCAAGCUAAACUCGCCACCCUGGAAGCUGACGCUUACAGCCUGGCCGGACACACCUUCUCACUCACCAGCAUUGAUGACAUAGCACAGGUGCUGUUCCUGGAGCUCCAUCUGCCUCCUAAUGGUUAUAUGGGCGGAUUAAAAUAUAAGAAGACCUUGGGCUCUACCAGGAGAGGAGGUGGAAGAGUACGCCUUGGCAAGCAGUUUAGUACUACCAAGGAUGUUCUGGAGAAACUUCGUCCUCUGCACCUGUUGCCGGGGAUCAUUCUGGAGUGGCGGCGGAUCACAAAUGCCAUGACCAAAGUGGUGUUUCCCCUGCAGAGAGAGAAACACCACCAUUCAUUACUGGGCAUGGACAGAAUAUAUCCUAUUGCCCAGACUCACACAGCCACAGGCCGAGUGAGUUUCACAGAACCUAACAUCCAGAAUGUUCCCAAAGACUUUGAUAUUAACAUGGCCAUGGUGGUGGGGGAGAGCCCACCCUCACAAGAUGGCGGCCCUACUGCUACAAAGUCAGGCAAGAGGAGAAGACAGACUGUGACGCCUACAGUUCCAGUGAGGAGUCCACAAAAAGGACCAGCCUUCUCUGUCAGCAUGCGACACGCCUUCAUACCCUUUUCAGGUGGGAUGAUGUUAGCAGCUGAUUACUCACAACUGGAGCUGAGAGUCUUAGCUCAUCUGUCCAAGGAUCGACGCCUCUUGCGGGUGUUAAAUGGAGGAGCAGAUGUCUUUCGCUGUAUCGCUGCCGAGUGGAAGAACAUCGACAUAGAGUCUGUAAAUGACAGCCUCAGACAACAAGCCAAACAGAUUUGCUAUGGUAUCAUCUAUGGGAUGGGAGCCAAGUCUUUGGGGGAGCAAAUGGGCGUGGAUGAGAACGAGGCGUCCUGCUAUAUCGAAAGUUUUAAGGCCAGAUACACAGGGAUCCACACUUUUCUUCGAGAGACUGUGAAGAGCUGUGUGAAGAACGGCUAUGUUCGGACUCUUCUGGGCCGCAGGAGAUACCUGCCAGGGAUCACACACACCAAUACAUUUGCCAGAGCACAGGCAGAACGCCAGGCAGUGAACACGACUGUCCAGGGUUCAGCGGCAGACAUAGUUAAAACCGCCACCGUCAAUAUCCAGAAGCGACUGCGGGAUACCUACCCGACUGCUCCUCUUACACACCAGCACAGACAAGCAGUCAGUAAUCGAGCCAAGGUUGCGAGGGCUCGGCCGAGAGGAGCCUACUUUGUCCUACAGUUGCAUGAUGAGCUGAUCUAUGAAACGACAGAGGAAGACCUCAUACAGGUUGCUCACAUAGUGAAAAGAGAAAUGGAGACAGCGAUGAAAUUGUCCGUCAAACUCGAGGCCAAAGUCAAAGUGGGGCCCAGCUGGGGCGACCUGGAGGACUUGGACAUAUGAUCCACGGAGUGCCCGUGUUGAAAUGAUCGGUUGGACAUUUCUGUAAUGCACAGUUUUGAAAAUGCUUGAGAGCAGAAAAUGAUUUUAAGUUUUACAACUAAGCUGAAGUGUGAAUUUGCUGUUGAAAAUACUCUUUAUUUUUAUGAACUA
Messenger RNA from Lampris incognitus (smalleye Pacific opah), 8531 nucleotides. It is a transcript of the gene polq, whose product is annotated as polymerase (DNA directed), theta. Gene Ontology annotation, molecular function: DNA-directed DNA polymerase activity; DNA binding; ATP binding. Gene Ontology annotation, biological process: DNA-templated DNA replication; double-strand break repair via alternative nonhomologous end joining. NCBI's taxonomy places the organism in Eukaryota, Metazoa, Chordata, Actinopteri, Lampriformes, Lampridae. Bases 27 to 8381 code for a protein of 2784 amino acids. The transcript is spliced from 33 exons. The record is from RefSeq and is a predicted model, not a curated record.